CAUGGAGUCUACCGUUCGCGCGUCGUCCGUUCAAACGUCAAACCUUCCCGCCAAAAAUGAACAAUACUUUUUAAGCGCGGACCACAGACUAAAAUCAAAUCGAAAAUCAAGAAUAACAAAAGUUACAAGUGCUUGAAAAUAUUUUUCGUGAUAUUUUUAAUUAGUUUUUAUUUAUCCGAAUAUUAUUUGUGAUUUUAAGUUAUAAAAUGAAUGUGUUAUUAUUGUUAUUGAUUAUUGGCUGUGUUGAGAAAUGUUAUGCCGAUGAUAGGUCACCAAAGAUAUCCCUUACACCCAGGCUCCCAUUUAAACUGACGACUGCCGCUGAUGGAUUUUUAACCUCCCUGUUUGAAUAUCUCAACUCCUACUACCUAGUUGAGAAGCCACCCCGAGCGCCGCUAAAGGUCUAUUGGAACGUUCCAACUAAACAAUGUAAAUCAAAGAAGAUACUAUUUGAUGAUUUAUUUAAAAAAUACGGCAUCAUUCAAAACACUCAGGACACUUUUCCCGGAGACAAGAUGUCGAUUCUUUACGACCCUGGAUUGUUCCCAGCGCUUUUGUCGAAUGGCAAAAGUAAUUUUGCCGUACGGAACGGCGGUGUACCGCAAGAAGGAGACCUGAAAUUACAUUUGAAUGAGUUUAAAAAGCGGAUGGACGAGAGUAUUGACAAAGAUUUUAAUGGAGUAGGCGUGAUAGACUUCGAGUCCUGGCGGCCGAUACUGCGUCAGAAUUUCGGCAAUCUUGCGCCGUACAAGAACUUCUCAUAUGACAUCGAAAGGGACAACCACCCCUGGUGGUUCGAGAAAACAAUUAAGGCUGAGGCAAAACGACGCUUCGAAACAGCCGGCAAACAAUUCAUGCAGCAAACACUGGAGUUAGCGAAGCAAUUACGACCAAACGCCUUGUGGGGCUACUACGCGUACCCCUACUGCUUCAACAUGGGGAGAGAUAUGCAGGAAAGAUGUUCCAACGUCGUUCAAAAGGAGAAUGACGAGAUCUCCUGGCUAUGGAAGCAAUCAACAGCAUUGUUCCCUUCCGUGUACAGCAGCAAGACCUUCACAACAAGCCAGGUGGUCUCCAUGAUUAGGGGCCGGGUGGCUGAAGCCGCCAGGAUCAGAACCGGAGAUCAACCCAUAUUGCCUUAUUUUUGGUAUCGAUAUCGGGAUGGAGAAUAUUUGAAGGAGGUAGAUCUACGGGCAGCGCUCAAAACAUUCUACAAUUCAGAAGCUUCAGGUUUUAUCAUCUGGGGAAGCUCUGACGACGUCAAAACGGUCGAUAAAUGCAAAAACCUUUUGCACUAUAUUGACACUAUUUUUGGACCAGCUAUCGCAAAAUACACCAAGAAAAUUGAUAAUGUAAGCCCAAGUACAGAUAAUAAUUCGAAUAAUGAAAUUAACAUUUCCACGACUCGUACACAAGAAGUUCACAAUAAUAAUUUCGGAAAUGGAGUAGCAAAAGACAAUAAAACUACGAUCGAUGAUGAUAGGCAUCAUAUUGAAGUCAUAAAAGCAUUAGAUAUGAGACCAGAGAUCGCCGAUGAAUUGAAUCAUACUUUAUGGAGAAAUGUCAAUAUGACUGUAUUAGACGCUAUAGUGCAGACAUGGUUACUUAAUUUAGACAACAAAGAUCCUAACAAGUUUGUCAAAACAAAAAAUAUGACUAUUACAAAACAUAUGUCAAGUGGUACUUCAAAUGAUGCUUUUAAUGUUACUUAUACAAAUGUUAGUAUUUACGCCACUGAAAAUCCUAUUAAUAAUAAAGUUACAAAAGAUAUUACUAAAAUCAAUACUUUAACGGAAUCUCCGAUUAGGGAAGACGAGUCAAUAAGCUUAGAUAGAGAAGUAACACCUAGAAAAAACCUGAAUAUUACUUACAUAAGUAAAAAUUUAAAGAAAGGACUCCCUAAAUUGAAUUUAUCAGAAAUUUCAAAAGAUAGGGAAUCAGGUGAAGAUUUUCCUGUAAAACUUAAUACUACACAAACAUUCAAUUCUAAAAAUAAAAAGAAAGGAUUACCAAAAUCAAAUCCUACGCCAGUAACUAAUAUAGUUCUUCCAAGCGCUACAACUGCUUUUACAAAUGAAGCCGAGAUAGUAACAACCACAGAAAUGUCGACUGAAGGCAAUCUGAGUAAGGAGGAAAAAAAAGGAAGAUUAAAAUUUGAGGAUUUAGAAUCCACCGAUGUAAGUCAAGUUUCGGAAGAAACGUACGUCGAACCGUCAGACGAUUUAAAAAGUUACGAUAAUAAAUAUUUGAAGAACGGACUGAUGGCACUUCAACCAAAAUCAGAAAUAGUACACAACUUUCUAGAUCUCAGUAAGGAGGGAUUAAAUCAAGAUUCAAAAAAAUAUAUAAAAAAAGGACUAUCGAAAUCGUAUUCUAUACGCCGCCACGAAACGGCAACAGGAAAAGCAGAACUAGAUAUUGCUUAUGAAGGGGAACCAACGGAACAGUAUGCUAUACAUGUCACAACUGAAAACGUAACAAUAAACACAGAAGAAAAUGUAACAGUAACGACAGAAGAAAUUACGAAUUCAACUGUACAGCUGUAUACAGGAAUAACUAGGGACGAAGUCACACAAAGUGAUGAUAUUGAGUCUAGAACAUUAACCAAUAUAGCAAAGAGUUUAAUAUUAACGACAGAUAAAGUGGAACUUUUACAAGUUGCAAAAAAAGGUGUGGAGAGAAGUGUAGACGAUGCAGAAGAAAAAUCAGAAGAUAGUCUUGAUUCGGAAAAAGAACAGGUGUCCAGAUCGCAGUCUCUUCGGCCACGAUAUAUGUUCUGUUUCAUAUUCUACUUUUAUUCUUUUUCCAAAUGUUUGUGUGACACUUUUGGAGUUUGCCUUAAUAUAUAACGCUAGGUGGGUUACUAAGGGAACAUCAUUGCAAGAGGCGCCACUAUCCGUACUUGUCAGACAGUUUUAAUUAAUGUAAUACGAUUGGCCUGUUUUGAAUUAUGCUUUUCAAUUUCACGUGAUAAUAACGCCAAGUGAUUGGUAGUACAUAGUAAGCUGAUUAGUAAAUUAAUUAAUUUCAAGUUCUACUCGAACUUCGCGUUAAUUGAAAACUGGUGUUCAUUCUCACAUUGAAGCAGCCAACAAGUUUAAUUAGCCGUUCAAAUACAUUUAAAAAGCGGCGCCAUUUAACAAACCACCUGCCCAAUAUUUAGCCAAUACAACAGACCUAUGUCUAUAUCGUUCAAAAACCACCUUUGAUUCUCCCAUCUUAACGAAUUAUUUUGCUUCUUUAAAUUUUGUGACCAUAUCAUAUCGUUUUAAUAUGAUCGUUUUUGAAAUGAAAAACACAAUAUGGCGUACCCUCUGAAAAGUCAGAGGUUUUUUACAUAAACCCAGGCUGUUCAAGGCGUUCACAAUCACUCACAUAAUCGAAUAAUAUCAAACAUGAACCCACCGUCUAUUAGGUUAGUGUCCAAGUUCUUCAGCCGGCCAUCCAUACCAGAGCAAGCCGGUGUUAUAAAAGGUUUUUUUUCACCACUUUACAUAGAUAUAUCUUAGUAGGAUAUUUGACUCGACAUACAAAUAUAUACUGAGGCCGAAUCCUUAGCUAGUUUUUAAUUAUAUGCAUUAGUAUCAGAGAUGGUUGACGAUGACUCCAUCGACAAAAGCCCAGAUCCUAAAUAAGAAAAAAGUAACAGAUAUAUUAUUAAUGGGUAAAGCUAGUAGUGGACAGAUGUUCCAUCUUUAAAAAAAAGGUCAUAAUCAUGUAACUUGUACGGUAUCAUACAGAUAAGACGUCAUAAAUAAGAUGCGUCUAUUUCAAAGUCCUGAUUUCUAAAUCCUUAACAUCAACUUCCAUAAAUUCUCAUAUUUUAUUUUUCUAAGAAUUGUGUUUUUAUAAUUUACCAUUCAUUUUUUUAAUGUUGAUUUUUCAAUAUUUGUUAUAGGUCAAAUACCCUAUUAUAGUAUUCGUAUUAUAUCCAUGUUAAUGUCUAUUCGGUAUUGAACAGUCUUUAUGGUGACUAACAAAAUAUUUUAUCUGUGAUAUUAAUUAAAAAAAUAUAUUAAGUUGUUGUAAAUAUUAUCACUGCUAUGUAACUAAC
Hyposmocoma kahamanoa is the source of this 4054-nucleotide messenger RNA. RefSeq lists its product as uncharacterized. Gene Ontology annotation, biological process: carbohydrate metabolic process; defense response; hyaluronan catabolic process. Bases 207 to 2849 code for a protein of 880 amino acids. NCBI's taxonomy places the organism in Eukaryota, Metazoa, Arthropoda, Insecta, Lepidoptera, Cosmopterigidae. The record is from RefSeq and is a predicted model, not a curated record. The transcript is spliced from 8 exons. Gene Ontology annotation, molecular function: hyalurononglucosaminidase activity.